Molecule: messenger RNA, 1317 nt
Organism: Letharia lupina
Lineage: Eukaryota; Fungi; Ascomycota; Lecanoromycetes; Lecanorales; Parmeliaceae
Exons: 2
Coding region: 1-1317 (438 amino acids)
Cellular component (GO): membrane
Source: RefSeq, a predicted model, not a curated record
AUGGCCACUCGCAUCGCCUACGCAGUCAUCCUUUUACUCAAUUCAAUAAUAUCUUGGCUCAUGCUCACACCAUGGGCCCUCAAGAAGCUGGAACAUCUGACUUUGGACUACAUGGCGAUAACCUGUCAAGGAAAGCAGUGCUAUGGUUUCGUCGCUGUCCAGCGGGUCAACUUUGCUCUCGGUCUAUUCCACUUCGCUCUUGCAAUCCUGCUGCUCGGUGUCAAAUCUUCUAGGGAUGGACGAGCUGCAUUACAAAACGGUUACUGGGGGCCUAAGAUCAUCAUCUGGCUGGCUUUCGUUGUCAUGACCUUCUUCAUUCCCGAGGCUUUCUUCCAAGUCUGGGGCAAAUACUUCGCAUUGGCCGGAGCCAUGAUGUUUGUGCUCCUGGGACUCAUCCUUCUAGUCGAUCUUGCCCACACUUGGGCUGAAUUCUGUUUGGAGAAGAUCGAAAACUAUGAUUCGAAGGCAUGGAGGGGCGUUCUCAUUGGAUCGACGCUUGGCAUGUAUACCAUGUCGUUCGCCAUGACCAUCGUCAUGUAUAUUUUCUUCGCAAACAGUGGCUGCGCAAUGAAUCAAGCCGCAAUUACCGUGAACCUCAUCGUCCUGCUCAUAAUCUCCGCCAUUUCGGUCCACCCCGUGAUUCAAGAAUAUAACCCCCAGGCUGGCCUCGCACAGUCCGCUAUGGUUGCCGUCUACUGCACCUACCUUACUAUGUCCGCCGUAUCCAUGGAGCCCGAUGACCACCACUGCAAUCCUCUCAUCCGUGCUAGUGGCACUCGCACAGCGUCAAUCGUCAUCGGCGCGAUCGUUACCAUGCUUACAAUCGCCUACACCACUACCCGUGCUGCCACUCAGGGUAUUGCUCUAGGUAGCCAAACUAGCCACUCAUACAGCAAGCUUGGUUCAGAAGAGGCCGCAGAGCAUGGUCUCGUCGACACUCAGCCCUCUGCAUCUCGCCGCGAAAUGCGCGCCGAAGCCCUCCGUGCUGCGGUCGAAGCUGGCAGUCUGCCUGCUAAUGCUCUUGACGACGAUGACGAAGACGAAGAGUCCAAUGACGGCCACGGCGGUAAAGACGAUGAAAGACGAGGCACGCAAUACAACUACUCCCUUUUCCACGUCAUCUUCCUGCUGGCUACAUGCUGGGUUGCUACCUUACUCACGCAAAACAUCGAUUUCGAGAACGCUGGUGACUUUGCAGCUGUUGGGAGGACAUAUUGGGCUAGUUGGGUGAAGAUUGUGAGCGCAUGGGUGGCGUAUGGCAUUUACACAUGGAGUCUGGUGGCGCCGGUUACGAUGCCGGACCGCUUUGGCUAUUAA